GUAGAGGUUGUGGUUGAUAGAGAGAAAGAUGUUUAACUUGUAAAAAGCCCUUCCUCACUCUCUAAAAAACCAUACAAGAAAAAGUAUACAGCAAGUGAUUUGUCUGGUUUUCUUCUAUUAUGGAUAGCUAUGAAGCAACCAGGAUUGUUUUCUCUAGAAUCCAAAGCUUGGAACCAGAGAACGCUUCCAAAAUCACGGGUUUACUGCUGAUUCAGGACCAUGGAGAGAAGGAGAUGAUUCGUUUAGCCUUUGGUCCUGAAGCUUCACUUCACUCUGUGAUACUCAAGGCCAAGAAGGAACUUGGUCUUCCUUGCAACUCUCCUUCACCUUCACCUCAAACUCCAGCUUCUCCUUCUCCUUUUAAUAUUCCAAGGCAGAACUCAUCUGCUUCCAGGCUCAUACCAUCUUCUCUCACCGUCCCUACUUCUUCUGGUACUUCUUCAUGGAGUCCUUUGUCUAAUCUACCAAACCCUGACGAGUUGAUCAGUCCGAGCAGUGGCUCUUUGAACCCUUCUUCUUUGCCUUUCUAUGGAACGGGUGGGGUCACUGAUAUGGUCGAUGAGUUUCAGCUUCAAGAUCAACUAUCUUUCCUCAACGAAAGCUCACAAAACCAUGAUUUCUUCUACCCACACGCAUCUGAUUUGUCCUCUGGAUCACCUGCUGGUGCUCGUGGCACCACUGAUGCCAUGGGGUUCCCUUCAUAUUGGGGGACUUCCCUUCACAGGAGGAGUAGCUCCGUGAGUGAUAUUUUGGGAGCUAAUGACCUGGCUUCCGGGUUUGGGUGGAGAACCUGCUUAUAUUUUGCUAGAGGGUACUGUAAAAACGGGAACAAUUGCAGAUUCAUUCAUGGUGACCUUGGGGAACCUGGACCAGAUUGUGCCGCCGUGGUGGGGUCACCUAACAAGCUCGAGUUGGAUCAGUGCCACGAGUUACUUAGAUCUAAAUCAGCUCAGCAUCAGAGGUUGGCUGCUGCUUCACAGCUCAUGGGUUCUGCUUCUUUUCCUCCUUGCUCCCCAAAGUGCAUAAACUCGUUUCUUCAACAGCAACAAAAUGAUUCCCAGAGGUCUGCAGCAGCUGCUGCUGCUUUAAUGAUGGGUGAUGAUAUGAACAAAUUUAACCGAGCAGGCAUGGUUAACCCAGCUUCAAGACAGAUCUACUUGACCUUCCCAGCUGAUAGCACCUUCAGAGAGGAGGAUGUGUCCAACUAUUUCAGUAUAUACGGCCCAGUUCAAGAUGUGAGGAUUCCAUUCCAGCAGAAGAGAAUGUUUGGCUUUGUUACUUUUGUUUAUCCUGAGACCGUGAACAUCAUCCUGGCUAAAGGGAACCCUCAUUUCGUUUGCGAUGCUCGUGUUCUGGUGAAGCCUUACAGGGAGAAAGGAAAAGUCCCGGACAAGUACAGGAAACAGCAACAAAUUGAAAGAGGAGAAUUCUCUCCUUGUGGUACUCCAACUGGCCUUGAUGAACCCCGAGACCCAUUUGACCUUCAGCUUGGACCGAGAAUGUUUUACAAUAACCAGGACUUGUUAUGGAGAAGGAAGUUGGAGGAGCAAGCUGAUCUUCAGCAAGCCAUUGAGCUUCAAAAUAGAAGACUGAUGGGUCUGCAACUGCUUGGUGUGAAGAAGAAUCAGCAUCACAGGGCUCUUUCUAGCGGAAGUCCCUUUCCAUCACCUACUCACUCGCCGAAUAUGUUCAGCCAGUCCCUUGUAAUACCUCAAUUUCAUAAUGGUCAAGAAGCUCCACAAGAGAAUUGUUCCAGCCCUGUGCCGGCCUUAUCAGUGAAUGCUUUCGAGGAGCAAGCAGAGAGUACUGCUACUGCUGUGGUUAAAGAAUCAGCCAGUGUUGAAGACAAUGGUACUGGCAAGGAGAGCCCUCAUCAUGAAGAUGGUUAUCAACCAGAAAGUUUGGAGCACAACCUUCCCGAUAACCCUUUUGCAUCUCCUGCAAAAGCUGCCGGAGAGUACUCAUCUGCAUUCUCUAAUACUGAAGCUGAUAGGGAUAUAUCUGUCCCGGCUUCUUCUAUAAACAAUAAUUGGGUCUGUUCAACCUUGCUUCCAGAAAAUAAUGCAUUAGACAUGCCAUCGUUCAACUCAUUCAACUGCCAAAUGCCCAGGUUCUCGUACGGACAUGGGACCAUCGGUAUGUAUGCAGGCACUGGCGGUCCAACUUGCCCUGUUGGAAUUUAGCUUCCCAUGUGCUACAAAUCAAACAACAAAACUUCACAUCAGAGAGAUAUAGAGAACCACCACCACAGUUCACUACAAUCCGAACCACCUCGACCCUUUUCUCGUAAUCGUUGAUACUAUACUUACUACCAUACAAAAUGCGUACAUAAAAGGCAGUGAAGUGGGUCAGCCAUUCCAUUUCUUUUCUUUGUAAUAUUGUUAUUUAUUGUUUCAAUAGUUUGGGCCACAGGUAAAAAAGAAGCAUAGCAAGAAAAGAUAAAAAGGAUCACAGUCAAUGUGUAGUUGUAUCUCCCCUUGAACUGUAAUUUCUUCCCCUCCCCUAUGGUUUCCCAGGGAGAAACAAGGAAAACAAACCCUUAUUUAGUUCAUUUC
Messenger RNA from Hibiscus syriacus, 2555 nucleotides. RefSeq names its product zinc finger CCCH domain-containing protein 53-like. The record is from RefSeq and is a predicted model, not a curated record. Lineage: Eukaryota; Viridiplantae; Streptophyta; Magnoliopsida; Malvales; Malvaceae. Gene Ontology annotation, molecular function: metal ion binding; RNA binding.